Drosophila guanche is the source of this 2257-nucleotide messenger RNA. It is a transcript of the gene spo, whose product is annotated as cytochrome P450 307a1. The record is from RefSeq and is a predicted model, not a curated record. Bases 36 to 1634 code for a protein of 532 amino acids. The transcript has a single exon. Gene Ontology annotation, molecular function: oxidoreductase activity, acting on paired donors, with incorporation or reduction of molecular oxygen; iron ion binding; monooxygenase activity. NCBI's taxonomy places the organism in Eukaryota, Metazoa, Arthropoda, Insecta, Diptera, Drosophilidae.
ACCCCGAAGUGGCAGGACAAACACUCACGCGAAAAAUGUUUAUUCUCUACACCAUUUUUGGCAUUUUAGUGGCCAUAAUAAUUACUUCUUACAUACGAAUUCUCUACAAAUCGCUGAGACGCGUGCGUGUACCCAUAAGUAGUGGAAAAUCAUCUGAGUUAAGUGUACAAAUAUUCAAACAAGCGCCCGGACCCAAACCCUGGCCCAUCAUUGGCAACCUCAAUGUGCUGGAUAAGUACAGGGACAAUCCCUUUGCGGGUUUCACCGAGUUGGCCAAGAUUUAUGGCGAUAUUUACACGCUGACCUUCGGACACACACGCUGCCUGGUGGUCAACAAUUUGGAACUCAUUCGCGAGGUUUUAAAUCAAAAUGGAAAGGUUUGCAGUGGACGACCGGACUUUUUGCGCUAUCACAAACUAUUUGGAGGCGAGAGGAGCAACUCGUUGGCCCUGUGCGAUUGGUCGCAGCUGCAGCAGAAGCGACGCAACAUGGCCAGAAGGCACUGCUCGCCGCGGGAAUCAUCCUCCUUUUACAUGCAAAUGUCGCAGAUUGGCUGCGAGGAAAUGGAGCACUUUAUCCGGGAAAUAGACGCCAAGAUGCUGCCCGGACAGCCUUUCGAUGUGAAGACAUUCCUGCUGCGUGCCUGUGCCAAUAUGUUCAGUCAGUACAUGUGCUCCCAGCGUUUCGACUACGAUGACGAAGAGUUCCACAAGAUUGUGCUGCACUUUGAUGAGAUCUUCUGGGAGAUCAAUCAGGGACAUCCGUUGGACUUUCUGCCCUGGCUGCGGCCCUUCUAUCAGCGACACUUGAACAAGAUUGUCAACUGGUCCUCCACCAUUAGGAAAUUCAUUAUGGAUCGCAUCAUCAGUCAUCGGGAGCUGGACAUUGAUGUGGAUGAGCCAGACAGUGACUUCACGGACGCACUGCUGAAGAGUUUGGUGGAGGACAAGGAUGUCUCACGCAACACAAUCAUCUUUAUGCUGGAGGACUUCAUUGGCGGCCACUCGGCUGUGGGGAAUCUGGUGAUGCUGGCGCUGGCCUACAUAGCCAAGGAUCCGCAGGUGGGCAGCCGGAUACAGGCCGAAGUGGAUGCCAUAACCGACAAGGGGCAGCGUCGCAUCAAUCUGCUGGAUAUGAACCGGAUGCCCUACACCAUGGCCACGAUCUUUGAGGUGCUGCGGUACUCCUCCUCGCCGAUUGUGCCGCAUGUGGCCACCGAGGAUACUGUGAUCUCUGGCCAUGGCGUCACCGCUGGCACGAUUGUUUUCAUCAACAAUUAUGUGCUCAACAAGAGCCCAGAGAACUGGAUAGAUCCACAUCAAUUUGAGCCGCAAAGGUUCCUCGAGGAAUCCAACAAAGACAGUCGAGACUCGAGGGGCUCCGAUUCGGGCAUCGAAAGUGAUCGCAAGGAGUUGCAACUGAGGAAGAAUAUUCCACACUUUCUGCCCUUUAGCAUUGGCAAACGGACAUGCAUUGGCCAGAAUUUGGUGCGAGGAUUUGGCUUCCUGCUGUUGGCCAAUCUACUGCAGAGCUACAAUGUAUCCAGCGAGGAUCCAACCACAAUUAGCAUCACGCCUGCCAGUCUGGCGCUGCCCGCCAAAUGCUUUCCCUUGCUGCUGACACGUAGGACAUAGAUGCGUUGGGUUCUAGGCAGUAUGAAGUUGUUUUUUAUAUUUGGCUAUAACUUGCAAAAACUUGGGAGCAGCGGCACAUCCUUAAAGGACGCAAAAACUUACGAGCUAAUCGAUGGCUUACAAAUCUAGACAGAGGAGCCACAGUGCGGAGACCAUGCGGAAUCCCUCGGGCAUGAAAUCCUAAGCAUAAAACUAAUAUUUAAAAUUAAAAAUAAUUAUAAAUAAAGAAUAAUUAGACUUUGCUGCAGUUGAGAUACAUUUUAUCUUGUAUCGAAAAUAUGUUAAAUAUUGCCACAAAUUUCUUAGACUGAAUGCGAGAGAGAUUCCCUCCUGGAAACUGCCUUCUGGCACUGUGGCACUCACAUUUUACUCAGACUCUAAUUCAUUCUCAAUGUCCUUCCAUCAAUUAAAUGUUUUAUAUCAUUUAUGUGUAUGUAUUUACAUAUUUUUGUUUUGUGUGUUUCUUUUAGAAAUCCUUGGACAAAUGUCAAAUGUCGAAUCAGGCGCUUAAAUCCUAGCCAUUAAUAAUAAAUCUGUUAAGAAUUCCUAUAUAUAAAUGCGUUUUGUUCACAUGAUUAGUCCGUAAAAAAACAAUUUGAUAAAACAAAUCACGAUAAAGGGGG